Messenger RNA from Oncorhynchus masou masou (cherry salmon), 1305 nucleotides. Its product is annotated as solute carrier family 22 member 13-like. The record is from RefSeq and is a predicted model, not a curated record. The transcript is spliced from 6 exons. Lineage: Eukaryota; Metazoa; Chordata; Actinopteri; Salmoniformes; Salmonidae. The annotation marks the transcript as partial. Gene Ontology annotation, cellular component: membrane. Gene Ontology annotation, molecular function: transmembrane transporter activity. Gene Ontology annotation, biological process: transmembrane transport.
ACUGUAAAUGCACUAGAUGAUCAAUUAACUUGAACUAAUUAAGUAUUUUGUUGAGGCCUUGAAUUGAAGUUAUUCAUUUUCUAAAGGUUUGUAGAGUAAGGAGUUAUUUUACACACGCAGAUGACCGGGUGACACCUGAUAACACUCCUGUGAGUGUGUUAUGACAGAUUAAACAUUAAUUUAUCUACCACUAAUGCCCUCCUACCAAUGGAAAGGUGUUAAACCUCCACUUGACAAACAAGCUCCUAUCGAACACUUCCAGCCUGUGUGUUGCACCAACACCUGUGACUGAAGAUGAGCUCCGGGUUCGGGCAGGUACUGACAGCGGUCGGGGAGUUCGGAACAUUCCAGAAGCAAAUGUUGGCUGCGAUAUGCUUCCCGAACAUCUUCAACGGGUUCCACAUGUUCUGUCAGGUGUUUACCGGGAUGAACUUCCCUCAUCACUGUAACACAGACUGGAUCAGGACGCAGGGACCCAACCUGACCAACGAUAGGCUGUUGAACCUCACCCUUCCACCGUUGGACGAUGGCCCUGGGUUCCAGUCCUGUAAGAUGUACACUCCGGUGGAUCUGGACUUGCAGACUAUUGAAGUGUAUGGGAUAAACAGUACCAUCUCCUGCAGGGAUGGAUGGAAGUAUGAGGCUCCCCAAGGGACCACAAGCCUGGUGACUGAGUUCAACUUGGUGUGUGCCAACAGUGGUCUGAACGAGGCGUCCCAGUCCAUCUUCAUGGCAGGGCUCCUGAUCGGUGCUCUGGUGUUUGGGCCAAUGGCAGACAGGUAUGGUAGGCGUUUUGUGGUCCUCCUCUCUUUGCUCGUCCAGCUGUUGUUCAGCGUGGGAGCAGCCUUCUCUCCCAACAUCUAUGUUUACAUAGCCUUCAGAUUCAUGGUCGGCACCACCAUCUCAGGCGUCGCUAUAAACACGUAUGUCUUAGGUGCUGAGUGGACUGGUAACAACAAAAGGGCUCUGUUCACCAUCUUCUCCCACUGUUUCUAUGCCAUUGGUCUGAUGCUGAUGUCUGGGAUCGCCUACGGGGUCAGAGACUGGAGGAUCCUACAGCUGGUCCUAUUCAGCCCUGUCCUGUUCCUCGGGGUAUUCUACUGGGUCCUCCCAGAGUCAGCUCGGUGGCUGAUGACCCAGGGCCGAAAGGAGGAGGCUCGCCAGGAGGUCUGCAGAGCAGCGAGAGUCAACAGAAGGGAGGUCCCUGAAGCCCUGCUGGACAAGCUGGAGGAGGAGGGCUCGACCAAGACGGGCAGUAUGUUGGACCUCUUCAGGAUCCCCUACUUGAGAAAACGGGCUCUCAUU